AGACGUGUUUAUAUACACACUCAGUUUAGAAGGAGAUACAGAGUUUUUGCAACGUGUUAAAUAUUUGAUGUACUAACGUUUCGUUCACUGGACAGUGUCAAAAAGAUUAAAUUUUAGGUUAAGAAACAUCAUGGACGCCGACGGAAAAAUUCAGACAGUUUUAGGAUGUAUAAAUCCGGCGGAUGCGGGUUUUACUUUGGCCCACGAACAUCUCAUAUGCAACUUCGAUUAUCUGGUUGAAAGCAUGCCCAAAACUCAGUUUCCGGAAUAUUGUAAACGCCCUCUGUCUCCAGACUUUGGCUGGUGGGUCACGCAUUAUCCAUAUUCCAGUGCGGACAACAAUCAUUUAUUUGAAGAAACUGACGCAGUUAGAGAUGAGCUCCAUUUCUUCAAAAAACAUGGAGGCGGUACGAUGGUAGAAAAUACAACAUAUGGUAUCGAACCGAAUGCUAAAACGCUUGCCAGUCUUUCGGCCGAUACAGGAGUUCACUUGGUUGCUGGAACAGGUUAUUACAUAGAACCAUCACGACCCGGAACAACAAAACUAACACAGGAGAAUUUCGCUGACAUAAUGUUAAAAGAACUAACGGAAGGAUGUGGCGAUACAAAAAUAAAAGCCGGUGUAAUAGGCGAAGUCGGUUGUUCCUGGCCAAUGACUGAGUCGGAGAGAAGAGUACUACGUGCGACAGCCCAAGUAGAAGCUGAUACCGGAUGUCCUGUGAUCAUACACCCCGGCUGGAACCCGGAUGCUCCAUUUGAAAUUAUGAGGCUAUAUCAGGAGGCCGGUGGCCAUGCGGAUAGAGUUGUGAUGUCACAUAUGGAUAGAACGUUUUUCAACAUCUCCGAGUUGUUGGAGUUCGCCGCCACCGGUUGCUAUGUAGAAUAUGACCAUUUCGGCCUUGAAACGUCAUACUAUCAACUGCAUGACGACACCGACAUGCCGAGUGAUGCUCAAAGAAUAAAGAAUAUAGCGGCCCUUAUAGAAGCUGGGUACCAGGAUAGAAUUACAGUGGGUCAUGACAUACAUACUAAACAUACUUUGAUGAAGUAUGGCGGGCAUGGGUUCUCUCAUAUCCUGCUUCAAGUUGUGCCGAAAAUGUUACUUCGGGGGAUCUCGCAGGAAAAUGUUGAUAAAAUUAUGAAAUAUAAUCCACAGGCAUGGCUCGCCUUUACUAAACGUAAUAACUAAUAACAAAAUUGUCUCUUCGUGUCGGACAUUAUGAUGACAGGAAAUCAAAUAGUCAAUAGUCUGCAUUUCGUUAUUUUCUUGUAAAGCUUCCCGGCAAAGAUUAUUUUCAAAACUGGCAGUAGGUUACAUGGUGUUUAAAAAUAUUUUCUUUCGUGUGUUGGCCUUUACGUGCCCACGAUAUCCCCUAUCUUUCGUGUGCACAUACACAAGUUGUUUUACGUAUGCUCGUGGUAGUUCUUUCAAGUGUGCAUACAUACGUAUUUGCAUGCGUAUCGAGUAGUUGUUGCGAGCGCACAAUAUACAUUUUGUACCUGUCGCGUGUGCACGUAAAUAUCAUCGCGAAAGAGGUACUGGCGCUUGUUGAUUCGAAACCCCAUUGGUUUCGGGUUAACAUCUCAUGUUUUAUAUAUGUUUAGAGUUCCUAGAGUAUGUAAAAGGAUUGUAUGAAACCAAAAAUAAAGAUCGAAUCAA
This is a messenger RNA of Mercenaria mercenaria, 1660 nucleotides long. Its product is annotated as phosphotriesterase-related protein-like. Gene Ontology annotation, molecular function: hydrolase activity, acting on ester bonds; zinc ion binding. Gene Ontology annotation, biological process: catabolic process. The record is from RefSeq and is a predicted model, not a curated record. The transcript has 8 exons. NCBI's taxonomy places the organism in Eukaryota, Metazoa, Mollusca, Bivalvia, Venerida, Veneridae. The coding region runs from base 131 to 1189 and encodes 352 amino acids.